Messenger RNA from Naegleria gruberi, 1083 nucleotides. RefSeq lists its product as uncharacterized. The record is from RefSeq and is a predicted model, not a curated record. Bases 1 to 1083 code for a protein of 360 amino acids. The transcript has a single exon. Lineage: Eukaryota; Heterolobosea; Eutetramitea; Acrasida; Naegleriidae.
AUGGGCAAUAAUCAAACCACUUCUCACAGAUCCCUUCCUACCGAGCAUGCAUCUUUCUCCAAUUCUUCUCGCGAAUAUGCCAAUCAAUACAUAAUGAUCGCAGGUGGUCCAUCAGUAGUAAUUUAUCAAGGCUUGGUUGAUCAAAUAAUUUCUAUCGAAAAUCGAAUAGAAAAUGCUGCUAAUUAUGAGAAGGUAAAGAGUGAAUGUUUGAAAGGUAUUCAUCAACGUUUGGUGAAAUAUUUCCCUGUUCAUUUUCAUGAUACAGUUUCGGAAAAGAUAGAAGAACAAUUGGUUGACCUGUGGCAUAGCCCCAAUUUUAAAGAGGAAUACUUUGCGAAUAGAUUCCAGGUAGAUCCAUACUUGGUCUUGCCAACUGUAUUUAAUAAUUUGGAGAGAGGAAUCAAAUUUAAUUUGAAAAGAACUUGCUUGUUCCAACCAGCAGGUAGACAAUAUUAUUUCACAACAUGCUAUUCGAAAACAACUGAUAAUUUUCCACACAGCCGUAAUCAAAAGUUGACAUUUGAAUUAUUUGCUAAUUGUUUUUCUGCUGAUACUUGGGCUGAUGUAGUUGGAGCAUCAUUUUCUCUAUCUGACUAUGAUAACAAUCAAUAUUUAGAUGAAUUUUAUCAAGUGUGUAGAAGAUUGUCUGGAUUUUCUACAUACAGAAUGAUUUUAAUAUUUACUCAUCUUGAUGUUCUCAAUGAAAAGAUAAAGUUGGGACUAAUUAACUUUGGAGGAGAUAAAGAUAUAGAAAUUCGAAAAGAAUUCAACCAUAUUCCAAAAGAAUGUGCUCUCAUCAUUGAAUAUCUCAUCAAAGAAGCCAUCAAAAAUAUAGAAAUGAAUCCAAGCCAUGACUUUCCCAAUAGGACAUUGGAAUACCACAUUGUAAAUACAUCAAGUGACAGUGAUAUGAAAGAAUUAUUGGAUUGUAUUUGUAUUGGAGCAAAUUCUAAGAGAAAAUGCUUCAUAUCCUCUAAAAUUGAAAUGCCACCUUUCUCAUAUCCUAACACCAGAUUCAAGAGCAACAUGCACAGAACCUCAGAACUAAAUCAGUUUUGUGAUAUUGCAAUAUUGCUAAAUUGA